Messenger RNA from Schistosoma mattheei, 1119 nucleotides. The record is from the annotation of a GenBank genome assembly. NCBI's taxonomy places the organism in Eukaryota, Metazoa, Platyhelminthes, Trematoda, Strigeidida, Schistosomatidae.
AUGCGUUGCCAUUCUGGCAGUUUAUUAUACGCUCCAGGUUUUGUCAGACCUCUUUUGUGGGCUGUUUUGUGCGGGACGGUGUUAUAUCCAUUUAAAAAUUCGUUAACUGAUGUUAUUCGUGGGUGGGUUAGGCGUGUUGAUGCAGAAGAUCAGUUGCUUUUAGUAGAGACUGUUGUUGUACCGUUCCGAGUUUCUAAUGCUCUCUAUUCCAUUUUAAUCAGGAAAAUGUCUGAUCACUGGAGUUUACUUAAAACAUCUCUGUUUCUUCUCCUCGCUUUCAACAUUUCUUCCUACUUUGAUUUUUUCUGGCUCCCUGGAUUAUCUAUAAGUAUCUCUUACUUCUUAAUAUCAUUCGUUGAUUGCGUCUUAGAAUUUACAUCGUUCAAAUUGGUUAUUACUCUAGGUAUUAUCUACGGCAUGAUUGCUUUAUUAAAACCAUCCAAUUUCCACUUCGUGUACAGUGUGUCACACUUUUUCUGGCUUUCAUUGCUGUUGUGGUGUACAUCGUUUGGUGGGGUUCUAAGGAUACCCGUAUUUUUAUUUUCUGUUGCAGUCUUGAUAGUUGGCUACUGGGGUUUCACUGAAGAAGCUGAUGGCAGUUGUCAAGAACGGUGGGCUUCUUGCCAUACUGUUACUGCAUUAGAUGGGGGAUCUCCCGAGUUAAUUAGGAGUGCAGUUUCCUGUGACACACUAGCAGAAGUUAGUACGGAAUUCAGUAAGCCUUUCGAGGGUUCUACUCAAAUACACCAAAGUCAGACAAAAAAGGAAGAACAACAGCGCCAAACUGGUCUUCCUCUAAGAUGGUCGCAGUUUCUGAGGCAAGCUUUCCUUCCAGUACAGACAGGAUCGUCCUAUGGAUUUGAUCCAGUUAGUGAGCUCCGAGCUUUCAUGUCUGAACAGUUGUGUUUAUCUUCCGCAAAAUCAUGGAGUGCAAUAUUGGAAGGAAAAGGGUUUCGUGCGAGAGGUAGUUCACUUCCUAGAUCGGGAAACAUUUUUGACGCAGCUUAUACAAACGAUACUUGCUAUCCUGACAGUUCAUUUGUCAAUCGCUGUUUUCUUGCAUUAUUAUGGGCUCAUUUCUCGUCGCUAUUUGGCUUUAUCAAUGGCCAUUAUAUUUGA